This is a messenger RNA of Bipolaris maydis ATCC 48331, 1029 nucleotides long. RefSeq lists its product as uncharacterized. Lineage: Eukaryota; Fungi; Ascomycota; Dothideomycetes; Pleosporales; Pleosporaceae. Gene Ontology annotation, cellular component: mitochondrion. The record is from RefSeq and is a predicted model, not a curated record. Gene Ontology annotation, molecular function: metal ion binding; maleylacetate reductase activity; alcohol dehydrogenase (NAD+) activity.
AUGGACACCUUCACAUAUACCGCGAGCCCAAGAAGAGUGAUUUUUGGCUCUGGUUUAAUCAACAAGCUUCUGGCAGAGAUCGAAAUGCUCAAAUGUGCAGCUCCGCUGCUUCUUUCGAGCGCUCGACACAGAAAUCUGUCCGACCAACUCGCUGGGGUUCUUCACGGCAGCACUAUCAAGCUAGCGGGUACAUUUAACGGCGCGAUAAUGCAUACACCAACCGUCGUGACGGAAAACGCAGUUCAAUGUCUCAAAAUCAUGUCAGCCGACUGCGUUAUAUCAGUUGGAGGAGGCUCGGUAGUUGGACUAGGGAAAGCAGUAUCCGUCUGCGCAGGCGUACCACAUCUUGCCGUCCCUACUACAUUUUCCUGGAGUGAGAUGACUCCAAUUCUGGGCGAGACUCAAGAGGGACGGAAGACCACCCGUUCUGGCCCAAGCAUACUCCCCUCGACCGUCAUCUACGACGUGGAUCUCAGCAUGAGUGUGCCGCCAUCUACCUGCACCGUGUCGGGGAUCAACGCCAUGGCGCACGCGGUAGAAGCAAUAUACGCAAAGAACUGCAAUCCUAUCAUUUCCAUGUGGGCACACGCCGGCAUCAAAUCAUUGGCAGAAUCGUUGCCUCAGAUCGUGGCAGAUCCAUCCGCAAAACCUGCUCGAAAAAAGGCACGCUUUGGCGCGUGGCUCUGCGGCAUGUGCUUGGGCAGUUCCACAAUGGCACUUCACCACAAGCUCUGUCACACUCUUGGCAGAUCACUUGGAUUAAGCCAUGCCGAGACGCACCAUUCUGCAGCUCUGUCUAACUCUCAAGGCGAUGCAAUACUAGCACUAAAUUCGCUCUUAGAUAAGCUCGGUGCGCCUCGAGCUCUUAGAGAUUUAGGCAUGCUAGAAGAAGACAUAAACAGGGCUGCUGACAUUGCUAUGAGCAACCAAUAUGAGAACCCAAGAGCACUCGAAAGGGAUUCGAUCCGCGAGCUUAUUCGCAGAGCUUGGUCCGGGGAAGAUGCCAGAGUUGCUAGGUUGUGCAAGUAG